CUAGGAAACUACCUAAAAAGUUUCCUUUUACGGACAGAUAUACCCCCAAAACCCUCACUGCUAAUGACCAGAAUGCCCAAUUCCUUAGCUCCGUUGCCCGUUGGGGUAGAUCAGAUGUAGAGACCGACUCGGUUUCCAUCCGCCCCGCCUAUACUGAAUACCUGAACAGUCCUUUUCGCGGGGGAAGGCAUUAGGUACCGUAAUUUCCUCCCUCUACAAUCUCGAUCAAAUCAAGUCCGAAUCGAUUCAAUUCCCCCAAAAAUCCAAACCUCGUCCCCUACCUUCCUUAACCACACUUCCCCACCACUCAUAUGCCUUCAUCGUCUCAUCUUCCCCCAACGAAAAGUUCGAUCGCGUCGGGAAAUAUGGGUUUCAAAACGGUUUACAAGGUCCUCAUGGACGUCUUCCCUCAGGUCGAUAUCCGAAUGCUGAGGGCUGUUGCUCUUGAACAUUACAAGGAUCCUGAUGCAGCUGUAGAAGCGGUUCUCACUGAGGUUCUUCCUCUUCUGGAGAGUCAAUCACUUGCUCCCAAACCGUCUCUUCUUCAGUCUGCAGAAGAAGAAUCUGAGCAUGAGGAUCAAACCGAUCAGUUGCGCCGUAGGCCGAAUGGUUCAGGAAAGAAUGUCAGUGCUUCUUCUUCAAAGCGAUCAUCAGCUGCCUGGGUAGAUGAUCUGAGAAAUGAUCUAAUGAGUUUUGAUCGUCAAUAUGGUUCCUCUACUGGCAGCCAACAGCUGAUGAACAUGGAGCCAGUACUAUCCUCUAAUGUGCAAGAGGAGGCCAAUCAGUUGCACAGAGGGACUGACAUUGAAGAACUGAUUCUGCUUCAGAAGGCACCUUACCAAGGAGAUUGUUCUCACUCUGGAUCAAAUCAUAUCUCUCCUGUUGUUUCGGAUGAUUUCAUUUCUGAAGGUGCGAAAGGCAAUGGCGGUGAAGUGUUUUUUGAUACUGAGAAUGAGAUACCUUCCCAGGAAAUAUACCAACAAAAUGACCGUGACUUGGGCCCUGACCAGGCCACACACGUUAUGUCUGCUACUGUAGUAGAAGAUAAUUGCUCUAAUGGAGGCUCUGGUGGUCUAAACUCAGAGGAAGCUUCUCGUCUAUUUGUGGGACCUGUUGAUGUUGUUGGUGAGGAAGCACCGGAAGUUGAUACUCAGGCUGAUGCUGCAACUGACUCGGGAAUUACAGAGGGCGAGCAGGGGACAGCUACAGGUGACAAUAAUUUGGGAGUUCCAAACAGCCCCAGUAAUGUAAGUGACAAUGGUAUAGCACAGCAAGAUGUCAAUAUUGAGGUUCUCGAUGAGUUCAUUGAAGCUGGGAAAAACAAUAAGAAAACAUUGUUUUCUGCUGUGGAGUCUGUUAUGAACAAAAUGAGAGAAGUUGAACUUAAAGAGAAAGAAGCAGAGCAAGCUGAAAAGGAAGCUGCAACAGCAGGUCUGGACAUACAAGUCCAGGUUGAGGAGCUGAAAAAGAUGCUUUCACAUGCAAAGGAAGCAAAUGAUAUGCAUGCGGGCGAAGUGUAUGGUGAGAAGGCGAUCCUAGCAACAGAAGUUAAAGAGUUGCAAGCUCGUGUACUCAAUUUGUCAGAGGAAAGGGAUUCUGCAAUAACUAUUAUCGAUGAGAUGCAUCGAGCACUAGAAGAACGAUUAGCUGCAGCUGAGGAGAUGCUGGCAGCGGCUGAGAAGCAGAAGCAAGAGAAGGUAGGGUCUGCUCGUAAAGCGCUGUCUGAAGAACAAUCAAUCAUGGAGAAAGUCGUUCAAGAAUCAAAGAUUCUGCAAGAAGCAGCGGAGGAGAAUUCUAAGUUGCGGGAAUUUCUGAUGGACCGUGGUCACGUUGUUGAUAUGUUGCAGGGAGAAAUAUCUGUAAUAUGUCAGGAUGUUCAGUUGCUGAAGGAGAAGGUUGACAACCGUGUCCCACUGAGUCAAUCCAUCUCAUCCAGCCAGACUAGCUGCAUUUUGGCUUCAUCGGGCUCUUCAUCAACUAGAAAUGUCCUUGCAGUUGAUGUGUUUCCCACAAUGCGCUCGAAGCACACAAGUCCCGCAUCAUCUGUGAGGACUCGAUCACCGAGGAGCCAGGACAUGGAAGCCCACUUGCUGAGCAACAGUGAGCUGGACGUGGAGCAGAUGGUUAACAGUCAAAGAGAAGAGCUUCUGGAUGACGAGUGGGAUCUCUUGGAUCAUAAUGAAACUGGAGCAGUGUCAACAGCUGCUGAAGUAUCUGCAAUGUUGGGUUAGAGUUGGGUUUUCUGAGAAUUUGUAGUAGUAGUGAGGGGGCUGAUAAGGCGGACUCAUUUUUUUGUCAUGUUAAUAAGCGGCUAUUAUUGUAUAUAGGUUAUUUUUCCGAAUAUUGACGCUUCAUGAUUUUGGUGUUAUUACGGCGUUGACAUUAGUAUCGGUUUUUCAUCAUCCAUAUAGCAUUAUGCCUUUUGGUCUGUAAAGUGAAGUUCAGGGUCGUCUGGACUUGGGAUAGUGAAGUUUAGCUCGUUUGUGUAGGUGAUAUGUGUGCGAUAGAUAUUUGGGAAAGGAAUAUAUAAGAUCUUUGUAAAUCAAAUCACAAAAUGAGGAAGGAAAAAAAGAU
Molecule: messenger RNA, 2574 nt
Organism: Linum tenue
Lineage: Eukaryota; Viridiplantae; Streptophyta; Magnoliopsida; Malpighiales; Linaceae
Source: the annotation of a GenBank genome assembly